GGAGAGAUGAGCUAUACAUAAUGUAUUUACAUCUUAGUAUAUUUGGUCUAGCAAGAAAAUACAAAAUGGGCUGGUUGGACUAACUAACUAUACAAAAACCAAUUAUAUUUUCUCAGCUUAAACGAAAUGCUUGAAAAAGAACAUAAAAAGCCUAAAGGCAAAUGAUCUCAUAAUCAUGGGCUUACCUGAUUACAAAUCUAAAAUGACAAAAACACAAAUCUAUAAUAUUUGUAGAGUUUAUAUUAUAUUACCAUAAAUCAACAGUCUAAUUCCACAAUAUAUUUGUCUCAUCAUUUCCAUAUAUUCUAUAGGAUUUUUUAAAACAUAUUUAGUGAUCAAGAACGUUCUACAAAUCUAAAUCAAGGAAGCGGCGGAUAUUUAGUUUUUCGUAACGAAUCAUAUCCACUAAAUCUCGCAACUCUUUACUAACCUAACAAAGCUGUCGUAUUCAAAAAAAUGAAAGCAACGCCACGUAUACAACGAUAUUUGGGGAGGGCAACAAUGAAACGUUGCACAAAGGGGAACAAAGAGUAAAGACCGUUUUUAUAGCUAAAUCCCCCAUAUAAUCUUUUUAUUCUCACAAAUCAACCCCAUUAACUUGUAAAUUACAGUUUUUGCCCAACAUUGGUUACUUAAGUGUUAAGAGUCAAGACCUAACAGGGGAAGUCGAUUGAUAAUACAUUAAUAGUUUACCAAAAAAAAGAUAAUAAAUUAAUAUUUUAUUAAAGAAUAUCUCUUUUUUUAACGAUUAAUAAGCUUUAAAUAACACUGAUACUGUUAUGGUAUCCAUCAGAUUGAAAUGUGAAUGGCCUAGUCUCUCAAUAAUAACAUUUAUAGUGGUGUUAUAGAAUAAAAUAAAAAUAUAGGGGUGUACUUGAAAAUCCAGCUAGGUUAAGGAAAAUAUUUUAUAAAUAAAAAUAAUUAAAAAAGACAAUAAUAAAGUCGAGAGCUUUGCAAGGUCAGCCUUUGCUCAAUUUUGCUUGGAGAGCAAAGCAAAACACAAAAGCUUGAAGCUUUCACAUUUGACGGCUACAGAGGGAGAAAGAAAAACUCGAUUUCUUCUCUCCUUUUGGGUCACCAGGGGAACACGAAGCAAGACGAAGGAAGUCAAACUCCACACCAUUUUCGAAGACAAUGAUUCGUGCAAAGCAGAUUAGUAAUCUUUCCAGUACAGCGAGAUCCUUUUUCCUUGGUGGAACAAGAUCUGGUGCAGCUGAUGGGAACUCUUGUACAUCCGCCGACGAUGAAAGCUCCGUCUUGAGACGCCAGCAAGCCAGAAAUGAAGCUGUACUGACUGGGAAAAGAGCUUCCACUUUAGCAGCUGGACUAGCUGGAAAUGUAUUACCAGUAGAGGCAAAGGCUGAACAUUUCCACCGACCAUCUCUUCUUCCCCAGCAUGUUUCCUCUCCUGUUUUGCCUGUGAAACCAGAUUCUGUAAAUCAUGCUUCCGUUGUCGUUGAAGAAGACGCGGUGGCACCUAUUGGUAUUGGAACUGUGAACUUCCUGUCGGAUAUAGCAAACUAUAAGAUCCCUCUAACCGAUGGAGCUGAAGCCGUUGGUUUGUCUAAAAGCUGUAUUGUUGACUCUUCUCGGCCUAUUACACAUGUGAAGCCUUCAAAUGUGAAAGUCAUCAGAAGAGAGGAUCUCUCUAAAGUCUACCCUAAGGAAGCUGAAAGAUCUGGCUUAAGGCAACCUUCAAGUGAUGUGGCAGGGAAGCCUUUUGAACCUCAGGAUUUACAGACAACAACUAAUAUCUCUGGAAAGAGGAAAAGCAUGCCGCAAAGAACCAACGUUGAUUCUGGUGGUUGUGACUUUAACGUGCAUUCUUCUGAUGACAGGACCAUGAAAUUUCCAGCUGAAGGUUUCAGAAAACCCUCAAGGGAAAUGAUGAGAGUGACAACACCUAGGCAGCAGCAGCAUUGUAACUCUGGAUACGUUGUGGAGAAUGUUUCUAAUAUAUUGCGGAGAUUCAAAUGGGGACCUGCUGCUGAAGAGGCCCUUCACAAUGUCGGCUUGAGGGUGGAUGCAUACCAAGCAAACCAAGUUCUCAAGCAGAUGGAUAAUUAUACUAAUGCGCUUGGUUUCUUCUAUUGGCUCAAAAGACAACCUGGGUUUAAGCAUGAUGGCCAUACUUACACCACAAUGGUAGGUAACCUUGGGCGUGCAAAGCAAUUCGGUGAGAUAAACAAGCUUCUCAAUGAGAUGGUUAGAGAUGGAUGUCAGCCUAAUACCGUUACAUAUAACCGUCUUAUCCACAGCUACGGCCGUGCGAAUUACCUCAGAGAAGCUAUGAAUGUUUUCAACCAAAUGCAAGAGGCGGGAUGUGAGCCUGACCGUGUAACUUACUGUACUCUUAUUGACAUCCAUGCUAAAGCUGGGUUUCUUGAUAUCGCCAUGGACAUGUAUCAGAGGAUGCAAGCGGCGGGGCUCUCUCCUGAUACUUUCACUUACAGUGUGAUAAUAAACUGUCUUGGGAAGGCUGGACAUUUACCUGCUGCCCAUAGGCUCUUCUGUGAGAUGGUUGGUCAAGGAUGUACUCCUAACUUGGUCACAUUCAACAUCAUGAUAGCGUUGCAUGCCAAGGCGAGGAACUACCAGAGUGCGUUGAAGCUUUACCGUGACAUGAAAGGUGCCGGGUUUCAGCCUGAUAAAGUGACUUACAGUAUAGUCAUGGAGGUGCUUGGGCACUGUGGAUAUCUAGAGGAAGCAGAGGCUGUUUUCACCGAGAUGCAGCGUAAGAACUGGGUUCCUGAUGAGCCGGUUUACGGUCUUUUGGUGGACUUGUGGGGAAAAGCUGGCAAUGUGGACAAGGCUUGGCAGUGGUAUCAAGCAAUGCUUCACGCUGGUCUGCGGCCUAAUGUUCCUACAUGCAAUUCUCUUCUCAGUACUUUCCUUAGAGUUCACAGGCUGUCUGAAGCCUAUAAUUUAUUGCAGAGCAUGCUUGCGCUUGGUCUACAGUCUUCUUUGCAGACAUACACACUGCUCUUAAGCUGUUGCACAGAUGCUCGUUCGAAGUUUGACUUGGGAUUCUGCGGCCAGCUAAUGGCGGUCUCGGGACAUCCGGCACACAUGUUUCUCCUCAAAAUGCCACCUGCAGGUACUGAUGGCCAAAACGUGCGUGAACAUGUUAGUAACUUCCUUGAUUACAUGCACAGCGAGGACAGGGAGAGUAAGAGAGGGCUAAUGGAUGCAGUUGUGGAUUUUCUCCACAAGUCGGGUCUAAAAGAAGAGGCAGGCUCGGUGUGGGAAGUGGCUGCGUUCAAGAAUGUGUAUCCAGACGCGUUGAGGGAGAAAAGCUGCAGCUAUUGGCUUAUAAAUCUCCAUGUAAUGUCGGAAGGAACUGCAGUCACUGCACUGUCUAGGACACUUGCGUGGUUCCGUAAGCAGAUGUUGGUUUCAGGAGAAUGUCCUUCAAGGAUUGAUAUAGUAACUGGUUGGGGAAGAAGAAGCAGGGUCACAGGGACUUCAAUGGUGAGGCAAGCGGUUGAGGAGCUGCUCAACAUGUUCAACUUCCCCUUUUUCACUGAGAAUGGGAACUCAGGGUGUUUUGUUGGAUGCGGAGAGCCUCUCAAGAAAUGGUUGCUUGAAUCAUCAUAUGUUGAGAGGAUGCAUUUGCUCUAGUUGUAGAUUAGUUGUUUUUGUUUUUCUUAUUUUAUAAAGCCUAUUCAAUUAUUAGACUUUGGGUAGUCUCAGUGGCUUGGUUUUUGUAUGUCAUAAGGUUUAAGGUUUAUGGCUAGUGAUGACUGGAAUAUCAUCUCCAGAUUUUUGUUAUCAUGUGGACAUUAUCUCCUCUUGCAAUGGGUUGUAAUGGGAGUAAAUUAAUAAAUCAAUCUCUAAGGGUCAUAAACCCCCAAAUUUAUUAAA
Brassica rapa (field mustard) is the source of this 3864-nucleotide messenger RNA. RefSeq names its product pentatricopeptide repeat-containing protein At1g74750. The record is from RefSeq and is a predicted model, not a curated record. Gene Ontology annotation, molecular function: protein binding. Lineage: Eukaryota; Viridiplantae; Streptophyta; Magnoliopsida; Brassicales; Brassicaceae.